GCAGCCGAUGGCCGUUGCGGCCCCGGUGUGGUGGAAGAUGGCUGUGUCGCGGUGGCUGCGGUGCUGCCAACGAGCCUUCGCCUGGCUGCCCGUCCUGAUCAUCACCCUCGUCGUGCUCUGGUCCUAUUACGCCUAUGUCUGCGAGCUGUGCCUGGUGACUCUGAGCAACCCAGUAGAAAAAGUGGCCUAUCUUAUAAUAUUCCAUAUUAUCUUUGUGCUCUUUGUGUGGACAUACUGGAAGUCUAUUUUUACUCUCCCGGUGCAGCCAGGUAAAAAGUACCACAUGUCCUAUGCUGACCAAGAGCGGUAUGAAAACGAAGAAAGGCCAGAGGUGCAGAGGCAGAUUCUGGCUGAAAUCGCGAGGAAGCUGCCGGUGUACACGAGGACAGGGAGCGGAGGUAUUCGGUUCUGUGAUCGGUGUCAGCUGAUAAAGCCUGAUCGUUGUCACCACUGUAUUGUUUGUGCCAUAUGUGUGCUAAAAAUGGAUCAUCACUGCCCAUGGGUGAAUAACUGCAUUGGAUUUUCUAACUACAAAUUCUUCCUACUCUUCUUAGCCUACUCUUUGUUGUAUUGCUUGUAUAUUGCUGCCACAGUCUUCAAGUAUUUCAUUAAGUACUGGACAGGUGAGCUGACUAAUAGACGUUCCAAAUUUCACGUCCUUUUCCUCCUCUUUGUGGCGGUCAUGUUCUUUGUAAGCCUUAUGUUUCUGUUCGGCUACCACUGCUGGCUCGUUAGUAGGAACAGAUCCACUCUAGAGGCUUUCUCAGCUCCUGUGUUUCAAAACGGCCCAGAUAAAAAUGGCUUCAAUCUUGGCUUCGUAAAGAACCUUCAGCAAGUGUUUGGAGAAGAAAAGAAGCUCUGGUUGCUACCCAUUGCCUCUAGCCAGGGCGAUGGGCAUUUUUUCCCCAUGAGAGCUUUGUGUGAAGCUCAGAAUCCUCUCCUAGCAAAUGAAGAGCAGUGGGAAGAUGAUGGAAUGGAUGAAGAACCUGAUGCUUCCCUCUCAGGAGUCAGCGUCCGGGACUUCAGUUCUGAGGGACAGAAAACAAGUGGAUCUUCAGGAUGAGAACAUCACGGAGCAUCAUCUGAUUGGAAUCUGCAUUCCAGAGUGCUUUUCCAGGAAUCCUGCCAUCCAGAUGUCUCAAGGCUUUCUAAGUUUUAAGUUAUGGAGUGAACAGAACAGUUUUAUAAAGGGAUUGUGGCCAACCAGCUUUGGCCUGCUCUUUGUUUUAUAAAAACUCUAUAUUUUUUAUUCACAAUAGGUGUACAAAUACUGACCUGAGCGCAGUUCAAAGGCCUUUUCGUUUUGCAGACAUCAGGGACUCGAGCUCUUGAGGUUCUUCGAAGCCAUAAUGCUCUUGGGGAUGGUGUUUAUCAUGAGACUGAUUCUCCAGCCUGCUCUGACAAGUGGCAUCUUCUGACACCUUUAAAGUUCUGAGUCAGUUCAACUCCGUGAGAGACGAACCCACUGAAAUUUGGCACUAAAUUGACAGUUGGAGCUAAGUGUGUUGAAAGACAAAGUGCUGAACAUGCAUUAUACAUGUGCAGCUGCGCAUGAAACUAGAACACAUUGCCAGAACCGAGAGUCAAGAAUAUUGUGGCCGUGGGAGGGUGUAAUUGUCUUAGAGUUUCAACGUCCUUUAUGCCCAGUCCUACUUGCAGGCACCUAAAAUGCAAAAGGGACCUGUGGACAGUAGAGUUUGUGUUAAUUCCUAGGGCUGCAAUACCAGCUCAUCCCUGGACCAGUGUUUGAUGGACAUUCGUGUGUUUGUGGAGUCAGGGGAAGGUGUAAACUCUGAACGUGUGAGUUAGAAAUGCACUGAGAGCUUCACCCCAGCAGCAGAGUCUGGAGUUUACACCUCACAAGGGUGGGUUUAGUCCUGUAAUGCUGAACAGCCAAUGCUUACAUUGAACAUUUUCAAGCUUCUCCCUAUGUACAUGGGCUGGUUGGUGGUUUGAAGGGUUUUCAGCACUGAGGUGAUUGGGGUUUUUCUUCCUUCAGCUCCAUUUGCAGUCAGGGAUGUACCACUGGGUUUAGUCUGUGGACUGGAACUGAGGAUUUGCUGCAGGAUUACACACAUUUUUCUACACCCGAGUUUUUUUUAUCUGCAUGAUUCAGAGCUGGCAGCUCCAUCACUCCUGUGAAUUAGGUGCAUGCUUCAAGUAUCAGUAGACUGCUUUUAGGAUCAUUGGUUCCCAGUUUUGUGUUUGUUUAUCAGCUCAUUGUGUUGACAGUGACUGCAGCAGCAGUUGUGCAUGUCAGGAGAAAUUGCCUGAUAAGUAUCUGGUGACAAAGGCACUGAGCCCUUUUCCUGUUUGCUACUGCUACUGGUGGAAAUGUGUUUAUGAGGCAGGAGUCUUGCAGGUUUCCUGUCCACUGGAGUGGAUGUUUAACUCCCUGGUGUAAACCAUGCCCUGCACCACAGGUAUUUCACACAUCAGCCUCUGUAGUUGGGUAUAGGACAUGCAGUGACCUCAGUACAACAUCAGUUCAGGACAGGCUCACCCAGGCUGAGUGUGGGUGAUGCUGACUUCUCAGAGCCACAGGGAGCAAUCUGGGUGUUCCUGUUUCAGCCCCUCUAACCACAUCUGAUGGAUGUUUCUGUCAAAUGGCUGUUGAGUGCUGAAACUGCUUUUCUUGUCAGUCUAAACCUGCAUUGCUAAUGUAAAUCUCUUGGAGGACCCUGACCUGUGUUUGAUGAAAGAUGCGGUAGAAUUAAUCACCUCGUUGCUAGCAAAACAUGUUCUGGAGGGGGCUGUUGAGAGGAGGAUGGCAGCUAAACACAAUAGGAAAUGUGUAGGAAUUUAGCACCCACAGAGGUGCCAUUUGUGCCUUUUAAAACUCACAAUUCCUCUUACACAGUAACAGGAAGAUGAUCUGGUGACCUCCUGUUUCAUUCUGUCAGCUGAAGUGUGGUUUGAAGACAGGAGUAUGAGCUGUGUCAGAAGCCGUGUGGAUUUACAGGAGCUCUCUGAGCAGGUUCCUGUGCCCUGGCUGGAUUUGUUUCUGGUCCCAGCCAUGUCAUUGUUCCAGUGCUGGGUCUCUGCCAGGCAGCAGCAGCACAAGAGCUGCCUCCAAGGUGUGCAGGCAGCAUUCCUUCCUGCUGGCUGCAGCACUGCUCAGGAGGUAGCAGAGGAUCGGUGUUUGUCUUAUUGUUAAAACAGAUGUCUUUGUGGUGACACAGCUCUCCUGCUCAGUUAGAAACAGCUUUAAAGGUUUCUGAGUGACUUAGAAACGUUAAUUGCAAUUAGUUAUGCCUGGUUUUCCCCUUUCCUUAACAGCAGCUCCACCUCACUUGGUCCAGGUAGAAACAACAAAUAGUUUGAGAGCUUCAGAGCCGCUUCACAUCAACAGUCACACGUCGGGGUUGGAAAACUCCAGAAUGAGCCAGGAAACAAACACAAAAGUGGUGUAAAAAUGAGGCAGAAGAGCAUGUGGGAAACUUGCUGAUGCCACAGACACAAGUGCAGGUGGCAUGUGCCUCUUGCAGUUGGUGUUCCUAGCCUUUGAAGAGGCUGUUAACAGGGAUGUGGGCAGUGUACAGGCAGCAGUUUUGCUCUCGGCCCCUGCUACCCAUGCUUUUAAAGCUGGGCUGCCAUUUACUUUUUCAAUGGACUUUUUUGUUUCCUUAGCUUCCGAAAGCUGCAUACAAAGCUUGUGAUAAAUGCAGGAUGUGUAAAGUUCUGUCAGUUAUGCCUGGUAAAUGCACUGGAAAACAGGAAUUCCUCAGGCUGUCUGUAGUCACUGCUGCAGGUAACGAGUGAAUAUGCACUGCAGUUGGAGUUCAGGCCAAGUGCAGGCUGUUCUGCCUUGCCUGUGGCCUGUUUGGGUUGUAUGGCAGCAUUUUACAGAUCCAUUUUAUGUCCUUUGUGUGAAGACUUGCUGUGAGCAGCCCUUCUGCAUGGAUGUGUCUGAGUGAGGAACAAACGCUCUGCUGGGUUUUGCUGUGCUGCCACCAUCCCAUCCCUGACCUCCAGAAUAAUGCUCCCAAGUGACCAACCCGCAGGGACCACCUCCUGCUCUCCUCCUUCUCACCCAUGUACGUUCAGGUACACUGAACUCUUAAGCAGAAAACAUCACAUUGAUGUUUCUAUGGAUACUAUUGGGUGGGCAAGUCCCCUCCUUGGCCACCGAGUCCUAUCCAGGAAUGAAGAGCUCCAUAAGCUGCACUGCGCUGUCAUUCUGCAUUGUCUGUUGCUGGGUUGGUACAGUGUUUUUGGAGUAGGAUAUGGUUAUGUUCCAUUGCAGAGGAAGCGUCCUGUGUAGUUUUAGUGGGCUGUACCUAGUGCAGGUAGCUAUGAGAACCAGGAAGCUUCCCAGCAGCCCUGCAGGGAUGUUUACUUCCUGGAGCAAACCAGCAGACUCUAUAGACUAGCUGUAGUCAUUAGCUCCGAGUGCUGAUGUGGACUGAAAGCACAACCUAGUAGUAGUUACCAAACCUGCUGCAUAAAGUCUGUAACAUAAUAUGAAUGUAAGUGUUGGGGGGGGGGUGUUAAAAAGAAUUUACUGUUUCUUCCCCAAAGCCAGAACUAAAGGACGAUGUGCUGAGGUGGGUUCAGGGAUGUCAGCAGAGCACAUUCACUGUAGAGCUGGCUCCAUCACAGGAGUGUUCCAUCAUCAGAUGAAUGAGGUGCUGCUGACCUUAGCAAGCCACAAUUAAGUAACUCAAAGGGUGGGUGACUUGUGUGGUACCAACUGUUGCAUUUGAUCCAUAGUACUUGAAAAUACCUUGAUCCUGAGAUCUUUCCAGUUCUGUCAGGUUGGGGUUUGUUACAGAAUCUUACAAACUCAUUCUGAAGCCACCAGUUACAGCGUUUCCCUGCGGAGCGGGGUUCGUUAGAGGCACUGGUCUGGUGGAGCUCCGCAAGAGCACUGCUGGUGCUGUUCCUGCUAAAUGCUUUAUUUCCUUUCCUAGUGAUGAGCUCCCAGAUCAUACCCACUGCCACACAGCUUUAUUCUUGUUCCAUCUUCCUCUUCCUCCUGAAUAUAUCAGCUAAAAUACUGCCAGUUUUCAGCUGUCUAUGGUGGGUUUUGGACCCUGUGCAGGUGAGUGGCUGUCACUUCGAGCACUUGUGCCAUGUAUUUGUACCUAAUCUGAAUGGCAGGUGUGGGUCUGCGGUUCUCCUCGCUCAGGCUCGGCUUUGCACAGGGCAGUGGGAUCCAUCUGCCCGUGUUGCUUUUCUCUCUUCCCUAAAAACGUUACUUUCUCCUUUCCUAGCUCCCAUUUGGAAUGUAAACCUUGUGAGAUAAACCCUAAGUUUACAUUUCCGAGACCAGCCCGCACGGUGGUGAUGCUUUCAUGCUGCUUAAAAUAGUGUUAUUUAUUUUUCUCUAUGAGGUUUUCAGAUGUGCAGCAGCUCGGGAUGUGCCACUCUCAGCUGUGUUGUUUCAUACCAAUUCCUCACUCUUGGAUUUACUGGGAAGUGGCACAACAGCUCCACUGAUGACAUGAGUUGGGUUCAGAUUAAUGCUGCUGCUGACAUUGAGACUUUUGAUAUCAAAUGGGUUUUUACAAAAGCUUUGGAUACUCGUUUUUACUGUCUGACAAACAUUGCUGUUGUUACGCUUUGUGUAUGUUCCACUAGUGUUCUCCUGGUGUUCGUAUGGUUUCUACAGGUGAAUAUCCUCUACGGUCUGCUGUCAUUUUCUAUUACGGUUUAUACAAGAGAGCCUGCACGCUUUGUACUGCACUGCAGGCAAGGGCUGCAUUAAACCCACUUUUGGCCAAUUUA
Molecule: messenger RNA, 5730 nt
Organism: Melopsittacus undulatus (budgerigar)
Lineage: Eukaryota; Metazoa; Chordata; Aves; Psittaciformes; Psittaculidae
Gene: ZDHHC15
Product: zinc finger DHHC-type palmitoyltransferase 15
Exons: 11
Coding region: 8-1063 (351 amino acids)
Molecular function (GO): palmitoyltransferase activity
Source: RefSeq, a predicted model, not a curated record